Messenger RNA from Coregonus sp. 'balchen', 4468 nucleotides. The record is from the annotation of a GenBank genome assembly. NCBI's taxonomy places the organism in Eukaryota, Metazoa, Chordata, Actinopteri, Salmoniformes, Salmonidae.
UGGGUUGCCAGCUACUUCCGGAUGCGUGAUAGCGCGUGAUCAUUAUAAAUUGACAUCCAUCGUUUCGAAUUUUUAUUGAUGCGCCAGCGCGUUGUGGAAUUCGGAGGGGUAGGUGUCAGACACUACUCAAAUGUGUUUUGUGCACAAUGGCUUGUCUGUUUUGCAGAUAGUAAAUAGCCAACUCACGUUAAUGUCUGAUAAAACGCGAUACAUUUAUGCAUGCACGUAUGUUUUACCGACCGACUAACAGCUAGCUAGCCUCAAAUGAACCAGUCGCCAUUUUGAGUUUUGUUGAAAGAAUCCACAGUUUCGUCCGGUUAUUUAUUGUUAAAUGCGUGGUUAUUGUUCAUUUACUAAUAAUGCACUUGGACUGACAUAGACCGACGUGGUUAUUUUCCUGCAAACUAAAUAGUUUGUAAAGCAGCUAACUUGCCAGGUAACUUGAACUAGCAUAACUGAUGUCCUGGCUGGAUGGAAUGGGCGGAGAUACUUUGUUUGAAAUUGUUAGCUAGCCAUUCAUUCCCAUUUCGACGCCAUUUUGUGCUGCAUGUUAAAGCUUAACCAAAGAUACGUUUCACUUUCUAAUGUACAAUGUUAUUGUAACUUAAGUAGUUAACGAUAGCUACACAACCAUUAGCUUGCUAGCCACCACGUAGACCUGAAUGAAAUAUUAAGCUAACCAAAAUGGCUAACGUUAGCUAGUUAACUGUAAGUUUCGAAACCGAGGUCAGGAGGUAGGACACAGUUUUCCCAAACAUGCUUUAGUCCAAGCACGCUCAUUUGUGUUGCACAACCAGUAGAUCUGGUGGCUCAAAACUAUUAUUUUCUCUUAUUAGGUUAAACCGACGCAAAUAUGGCAGAGGCCGACCGACCAGGGAAGCUCUUCAUCGGAGGCCUGGACACUGAAACUGACGAAAAGGCCCUUGAGAAGUAUUUCAGCAAAUAUGGCAGAAUAGUAGAAGGUACAUAUUUUUUUUUAAAGAUGUUGGCUAACUAUCAAGAAUACAACUAAAUGGAUUGCUGUUACAUGACAAUAGUUAUGUCCUGAUGAAGACAUUACUCUUGCUAUAGUAUGAGGACUGUUAUAUUCUAGAGCACAUAACUUGUGCGUAUCGGAACCGCUUGGAUCUCAAGUAUAAGCAUUUGUGAAUAACAUAAUGGUUUUGAUAAUCAAUGAGCUGGAGAAAACACCAAUACCUCAAUUCUGAGCAUCAGUUCGGAUUAAUAUUUUGUAAUCUAGUAGACUUUCUGUGUCUGCACUAAAUAUAUAUAUUUUUCUUUCCAGUUCUGUUGAUGAAAGAUCGGGAAACAAAUAAAUCAAGAGGUUUUGCUUUUGUGACCUUUGAGAGUCCGGCAGAUGCAAAGGAUGCUGCGCGUGAAAUGAAUGGGAAGGUAUACAGUUGUGCAUUAUGGUGUUUUUAUCUACUUAAAUGACCCUAGCGUCUGUAGCUUGUGUACACUUCUAAUGUUCACUAAAAUCUCUUUUAAAAGUCGCUUGAUGGUAAGCCAAUCAAGGUUGAACAAGCUACGAAACCUACGUUUGGACGCGGCCCACCACCCAUGCAUCCACGCAGCCGUGGUCCCCCUAGAGGCCCUCGAGGAUCUAGAGGAGCACCAAGCGGAAUGAGGGGUCCACCAUCCAGAGGUACCUUUGCAGAAGUACUCACAGCAGUUGUUGUAUUUGGAAUUUAUGAAUAGUCUUAUUGAAAAACCACUUACAUUGGGAUAUGUACGUAGCCUAUGAAACUGGUCAUUGGUGUCUUUUGAAUUGACUUUUUCACAUUGUUUUGUGAGUGCUGAGCUUGCCAUUAAUAUUUGCAUUUCUUGUCUGCCAAAAGACUACUAUGAUAACAUAGGGAUUGUAGAACCCUUUUUCAAAGGGAUUUCAUCCAGAGGACCCCCACCACUGAAGAGAGGACCUCCGAUUCGUAAUGGAGGCCCCCCACCCAAGAGACACGCUCCUUCUCCUAUGGGUAGACGUAAGUGUGAAGAUCUCUCUUGAACUUAUUGGUAUGAGGACUGACUAACCAUGUAGUGCCACAAAGACUUCUGUUCUCCUGAUGAUUACACAGGAUCUUGUUUUCUUUAGCUCCCAUGUCCAGGGACAGGGACCCCUACGGCCCACCCCCUCCCCGCAGAGAUUCGAUGUCCAGAAGGGAUGAUUACCCAUCACCAAGGGAUGAAUAUUACAGCACAAAGGACAGGUGGGUUUGCCCAUUCAACAAAUAUAUUACUACCCGUUUGUGGUUGGUCACACAUUCUUAAUGUUACUUUUUGAAAUUUGUUGCAUUGCUUAUUUACUCAAGUGGCAUGUUUUCCCAUUUUGACAGCUAUUCUAGCCGGGAAUAUACAAGUUCCAGGGAUACAAGGGACUAUGCACCACCACCAAGGGAUUAUCCCCAAUCCAGUUCCCGCGAUGAGUAUGGGUCAAUGUCCAGGGGCUACAGGUAUAUUUAUGACUUGUGACUCUAAAGAUUGGGUUAGGUUUCCGUUGACAUGAAUAUGAUGUAACGUUACACCAUUCCAUUUCUUUCACCAGUGAGCGUUAUGGUGGAGGCCGGGAACCUAAAAGCUAUAUGGAGCGCCCUAGUGCAGCCGCCUAUCGAGAGCCCUAUGGUGGUUACGGUAAGAUUGACCACUUAAGUAUAAUGGAGAAAAGUUGCUAUAGUCUCCCACAACCUACUCAAUGUGCCCCUGGGAGCUGGAGACCUUACAUGCACCACAAGAGUCGAUGGAAACGUCCAACAAAGCCUCUUAACCAUUCAAUGAUCAUUCUACAGUGUCACAAAAUACUCCCUCAAGGAGUCAUGCUCAUAAAUCUGUUUUUGUAGGGUGAAACGACCCUCACAAAACCAUCAAGACCUCACUGAGAAACUGUUACCAAUGUGCGAUUCUAACAACUGGAAUUCUAAAAGGAAAAAGCAGCUACUCAACAAAACCAUGGCAUGCUGAAAGGGGUUUCAUUGCGUAUUUUAUGUUCCCCCAAGCUUGGAUAAAUAAUCGCAGAAAGCACCUAAAUGUUCAGUGUUAUGUUCAGAUCCCUAGCAUAUUGGAGAUAAAAACAUAUAGUUGCAAUUGAUAGUCAUUAAGAAAUACUCACGGGAAACAUUGGCUCAUAAUUCAGCAAAAUGUGUGAAGUGAAACUUGCCAAUUACCUGACCCAUUGACCCUGCAGGUAACUCACGCAGCGCCCCACCCUCAAGGGCCCCCCAACCAUCCUACAAUGGCAGUGGCGGAAGCAGUCGCUAUGACGACUAUGGCAGCAGUUCCCGGGAUGGCUAUGGCAGUCGUGAAAGUUACCCCAGCAGUCGGAGUGACCCAUACCCCCCUAGCCGUGGUGAGCGAAUGGGCAGGCAGGAGCGGGGGCCAGCACCCCCAAUCGAGAGAGGCUACCCUCCUCGUGACGCGUACAGUGGCUCAAGUCGCGGGGCGCCCCGUGGUGGCCGCGGAGGCUCAAGAGUCGAUAGAGGAAUUGCCCGCAGCAGAUACUGAGAUGGACUUGGAUAUGACAUCAAAGCGACCGUUACAUAAUGCGUGCUCAAUCACUACUUGUAUAGUGGGUGGAAAGUUGGAGAGGGCGAGAACUAGUGAUGUCAAAUUCCAUGGACAAGCUUAGGUUUUGAGAUGUUUAUCCUCAGCCUGUCAAUUAAUUUUUGUUUUAAGUGUUAAAAUUACUUGUUUUAUAUUUCCCCAGCCCAUGUGAUGGUAUCAUUGCCAAGUGAUGCGUGUUUAGUUUUCGUACAUUUAGUGCUGUUAAGUCCUGCUAUGCCCUUGGAUAUGGCUUUCCUAUACUAAUAAAGUUUUUAACCAAAGUUAUUUUCGCAACACUAAUGGAUGUUCAGACAAACUAUUACAUGAAUGCACACCCAGCGCACAGCUACAAGUUCUGUCCACUAUAGAGAUCAAUUGAGAUGCAGACAUUUCAACUGUGACGCUUGUAGAUUACAUUUAACAGGCCUGUACUUUGCAUUGUCCAACCAGUUGUCGGAGGACAACGCAAAUGUCAAUAUCAGUGUAGGUUUCCCUCAGUGGAAAUGGAGCCAUCGCCAUAAAGCCAAACAAUGCUGGCUUGCAACGACCUUACCAAAGACCAACAACCAAACGCAAGAGUCUUUUCAACCCGACUGAUAGUGUCAACAGCUGGUAAGCAAAGCAAACCUAUUUGUUUCUCGUCUGUUAAAUGAAUUUCUCAUUACCGUGAAUUGCAGUCUGCCCAAAUGGUUAGUGUGGAAGACUGGAUGCCCCAGGGAAUUAAACGAAUCAGCGUAGUUCAAUUGAAGUAGCUUUUUUUUAAAAAAGUAUAGUCUUUCGUCUACCAAAUUUUAAUUGCUGCAACUUAAGGAAUUAUAUCUGGCUUGAUAAAUAACGAAUUUGCCACCAAACCUAUUUUACGGGUCAACAUCUAACUUCUCAACAAUGCGCAGAAUCACAAAAGGAGAUCACCUUUGCCGGAUUAUUUUUUUUUUUU